Messenger RNA from Hyphopichia burtonii NRRL Y-1933, 1092 nucleotides. RefSeq names its product Fcr1p (gene FCR1). Gene Ontology annotation, biological process: regulation of DNA-templated transcription. NCBI's taxonomy places the organism in Eukaryota, Fungi, Ascomycota, Pichiomycetes, Serinales, Debaryomycetaceae. Gene Ontology annotation, molecular function: zinc ion binding; DNA-binding transcription factor activity, RNA polymerase II-specific. Bases 1 to 1092 code for a protein of 363 amino acids. The record is from RefSeq and is a predicted model, not a curated record. The transcript has a single exon.
AUGAACUUCGAAGAACAUCAUCAUCACCAUACCAAGAAAAAGAGGGUUGGUAAAGCUUGUGAUUCGUGUCGAAUUAAAAAAACCAAAUGUAAUGGUAAUAAACCAUGCUCCCGUUGUAUAUCAGAUAAUAAGAUCUGUGUCUUCACUGAAAAACGUAAGAAUAAAGAAAAACCCCAUCCACCAGGAUACGUUGAGUUAUUAGAAACCCGAUUAAAUUUAUUAACCAAAUCUUUGGAAAAAUUAAUUUGGUUACUGAAGGAUAAUUUGCCAUUUAUUAAUGAUAUAGUAUUACAAUAUCAACAACAAAAUCAACAAUUAUAUAACCAGAGUGAUUCCGAUAGUUCUAUAUCAUCCCCCAAUGAUGAAACGAAUCAAGAAUCGAUUCCAAUUAAUGAAGUUAUUAGUUAUUUGAUAAAUGAAGAAAAUUUAUUGAAAAAUUUACCAGUUGAAUGGGAAAAUGGAGCUAUCAUUGCUAGUAAAUUAAGUAUGGAUAAUCAAAAGAAUAUAAAUUAUUCAACAAGACAAUUCGCUAAUCAUAAACAAAACUUGGCCGAAGAAAGUUUAACUAGUCCACCAACAUCAACCAAUUCAAUAAAUAAUGAUUCAUUAUCAGAUGAUUUAGAAGUUAAAAAAUCAAAUAGUUUAUUUUUAAAUAAUUUUGAUUCAAAUUCAAAUUCUUCAAUGACUUCAUUAACAAAUAAAGUUGAAAAUUAUGAUUUAGAUAGUCCAAUAACUUUAACUCCUACAAAUUCAAAUACUUUGAAAAGAACUGCUUCUACAUCUCAUACUAAAUUUAAAAAUAACGGCCAUAUACAUAAACCAAUUUCUCAUUCAAGGUCUCAUCUGAUUUCUCAUGAUUCUUCUUUAUUUAAAGAUUCAACUACAAAUUUUUAUCAACCUCCUUUAUUAAAAUCCCAAUCUUUUGAAUCGGAUUUAUUAUUAUCAAAUGAUUCAAAUACCCUAAUUAAUGGUGAUUCAAUUUUUCAAGAUGAUGAUUUAUUACCUUCAAAUGCUUUUAAAUUAGAAAUUGAUCAUUUAAAUGACUCUUCUAAUGUCGAUAAUUUAAUUAAUAACCCUUUCUUAAAUCAAUAA